Messenger RNA from Cokeromyces recurvatus, 873 nucleotides. RefSeq lists its product as uncharacterized. The record is from RefSeq and is a predicted model, not a curated record. The transcript has 3 exons. Lineage: Eukaryota; Fungi; Mucoromycota; Mucoromycetes; Mucorales; Mucoraceae. Bases 1 to 873 code for a protein of 290 amino acids.
AUGUCUUCAUUAGUUACUCUAGUUUUAAAUAAUACUGACAAAAUACCUAUAGUAGGUUCAUCUAUUCAUCAAGUCACAACAAGGUAUUAUCUAAGAAAUCAUCAGCAGGAUCUGGUCGAAACACCUCCACCUCCCUAUGAAAAGGAACCUACCCAUUCACGAUUUUCGCAAAUCUCAGAUUAUGUAUGGAAAAGAGCAAGCAUGAGCACGACGAUGACGACAACGGUUGAAGAACCUUUAAUAGAAAUAACUCUUAAUAAAAAGCAGAUUGGAGAAGGGAUAUCAUUAAUACAGAUGGCAACUGAAAUGAAUAGUCAUGGAAAAAACAAAGAAAUUUCAAUUGAUUUAUAUAUGAUGGGACUUGAUAAAAUUUUAACUUCAUUGCCAAUCAAUUCUGAUCCUGUAUUAAAAUCAAGCUUAGAAAAAAAGCUUUCCGAAUUCAAAAAGAGAGCUGGGCUUUUGCUUGCAGAAGAUACUAAAAAGAAAUUAACAGAAAAAGAAAAAAGAGAAGCCCUUGGUGGCCUUUCCGAGCUGAUUGUUCAAACUUCUAUACUUAUUGCAGUAGAAAUAAAGAAAAGCCCAAUUCCAGGUAUUAUGGCUAAAUGUUUACAACUAACAAAAUAUGGAUUAAUAAAACUCGAUGAAAUUUGCUCUAUUCGAGAAAGAGCAGCUAAUAUUACACAUUAUGGUAUUGCUAAAGCCAUCGAAAUAGACCAACAUUAUGAGAUUCAUCAAAUUUUUGCUGAAGUCUUCUAUACAGCUUGUACUGCAAUUUUAAAGGCAGGAAUUGCAUAUGCAGAACAUGAUCAAAAUGAAAAUCAGGAGAGACAUAAACAAGUAUUACAACAGGAAUCAUCUGCUGUAAUUGCUUAG